Messenger RNA from Botrytis cinerea B05.10, 3953 nucleotides. RefSeq lists its product as hypothetical. Bases 407 to 3304 code for a protein of 965 amino acids. Gene Ontology annotation, molecular function: oxidoreductase activity, acting on CH-OH group of donors; flavin adenine dinucleotide binding. Lineage: Eukaryota; Fungi; Ascomycota; Leotiomycetes; Helotiales; Sclerotiniaceae. Gene Ontology annotation, biological process: secondary metabolite biosynthetic process. The record is from RefSeq and is a predicted model, not a curated record. The transcript has 8 exons.
GUUCAAUAAAAUAGGUCUGGAAGCAGCCGACCUGUUUCUAUUUCAUUGUAUUUCUCUCUACACUUCCAAUUGAUUUGAGAUAAUAGAUCCCACUCAGCAUCGACGCUGAUCCCAUAAUACAGUCGGUUUGCGAGCAAUCGUUCCUUCCUCUCACUGUAUCUCUGCGGUCCCAAUCUCUGCAACUCCGCAAAGGAGGAAAGCGCAAGUAAACACACCUCGUAUCCAUAUCAUCUUAAAUGGUUGAACCUCUCUUCUUCUCUUCCUUAAACAAACACACUCCAUUUUGCUACACGGAGAUUUUGAUCACAACUUGCUUCCGGUUUUGCUUGCUUUUGCUUUCUGCUUUUUGAUUUCUUGGUCCGAUACAGACGUCUGUCGUAUUGUGUGACGUUUUUGAUUUCUCAAAAUGGGAUUCUACAUCCUUUCCUCCAUAUUCCUAACGUUCCAGCUCAGUGAAUUGGCAUCGUCAAUACGCCUCGGACAUCGCGAUCUCAAUGCGGACUUUCUGCCAUGCUACGACUAUAUAAUUGCUGGAGGUGGUAUUUCUGGACUCGUUCUUGCUAAUAGAUUGUCUGAGGAUCCCGAAGUGGCGGUACUGGUUGUUGAAGCUGGAAAUCUGGACAAUGACGAAGAUUUCAUCAAGUAUCCUUUUGAAGAUGGAGAGGGUCUAGGCUCAAAUUAUGACUGGAACCUUUGGACUGCUCCUCAAACAUCUCUUGAUGGCUCUUCCCGACCAAUGGAUUUAGGGAAAGGCGUUGGUGGUGGCAGUCUCAUCAAUGGCAUGUGCUGGACCAGAGGUGGAAGUGCCGAUUAUGAUGCAUGGGUAGCUCUUGGAAACCCUGGUUGGGGAUGGAACGAUCUCCUACCUUAUUUCAAAAGAACCGAGAAAUAUACCAAUGAUGUCGAUGCUGCGUUUGCCCAUGAACUCUACAUAUACCCAGAUGCUUCGACGCACGGUACGACUGGAUAUAUUGAUGUCUCGUAUCCAAAUUACUUCUAUCCUCAAUCUAAAUUGUUCUUGGAUGGACUGCGAGAGCUUGGAAUACCUACUUUACUCGACCCAAACAAUGGCACAACUGCUGGCGGGAUGCUUAUACCAAACAACCUUUCACCGGAUAGUCAGACACGUUCUGAUGCGAGGCGUGGGUAUUAUGAUGGUUUUAACAACCGCCCAAAUCUACACAUUGCCACAGGCCUAGUUGUCAUUCGAGUCUUGAUGGGCUCUGCCCCCUCAGAAGUUCUUGCACGAAAUCUUCCAGCUGGCCAAUGGAUUAGCGGUAUCCAAAUUGCACCUUCUUUGAGUACGGUCGUACGCGAAAUUUCAUGUUCGCGAGAAGUCAUACUUGCAGCGGGAAGUAUUCACACCCCUCAGAUACUUGAAUUGUCUGGCAUUGGUCAGCCAUAUAUCCUUGAGCAGCUCGGCUUGCCAGUACACAUCAAUUUGCCAGGAGUGGGAGAGAACUUCCAAGAUCAUCCCUACGUUGGUGCCGUCUACUAUUAUACCAACUCUAAUUACCGAACCAUUGCACAGAUUGACAAUGAUGCACAACUUCUUACACAAGCAGAGCAGGAAUAUUACGUCAAUAAAACUGGACCCUGGACUGCUGGAGCAAUUAACACAGUCGCAUUCCCAUCACUAUCACAAAUUACUUCAAAUUGGGCCAACAUGUUAACUGACGCAGAGAACCAAGGGGUAGCGGACUAUUUAGUACCAGGCCUAGAUGCAAGUGUUCUCUCAGGGUAUGAUGCCCAAAAAGACCUCAUUGUCAAGCUUCUCAGCCGUUCUGAUGUAAGUGCCUAUGAGCUUCUCAAUGAUAAUGUGGGGCUUAUGUCUGUUGCUGCAAUGCAUCCUCUCUCUAGAGGGAGUGUUCAUAUUACAACGGACAAUCCAUAUGUACCACCAGAUAUUGACCCACGCUACUGUUCAAAUCCACUCGAUCUUCAAAUAUUAACGGAAGCCCUUAUGUUUAACAACAAAAUUGUGAAUACCGAUUCUAUGAAGUUGUUGCAGCCAAGACCUUACUACCCAUUCCUUCCCAAUGCUACACCAAAGACCUUGAUACCUGCAAUUGAAUCGGGCUUACGAACGGAGUUUCACGGCUCAGGCUCAACCGCAAUGAUGCCACGCGAAAUGGGCGGUGUCGUCGAUCCAGACCUGCGUGUUUACGGAACCAAAAAUCUUCGAAUUGUCGAUGCUGGCAUCAUACCAAUGCUUCCUGCCUCUCAUCUACAAGCACCUGUUUAUGCUAUCGCGGAAAAGGCUGCUGACACCAUAAAGCGCGACAACUAUGGUUUAUCUCCUCAAGGAUGUGGCAAAGGUUCUUCUUUUGCACGUCCUGGUCCAGUCUUAUCAAAUUUGUCGAUAAACUCUUUGAAGUUAUCCGCCUCAAAUCCGCCACCUAGUGCUACAACCCCUCAAGUUGUGAAGCCAUCACCUUCAUCACCACCUUCCACUCUAUCGUCUUUGCAAAUAUUAUCUCCUCCGGCAGGAUUCCUUGUCCCUGGACCACAAGUAGAGAAUAUUUCCACUCCACCUAUUCCUAAUUUGGGGAGCCCGGUUCUCAGCGCUUCAGCAGUGUUCCCUGUUUUACAAGGCUGGAAUGAUUCUUCACAUUCACUUGCCCACGACAUGGGAAAAACUGUAGUUGGAACACCAGUAAGAAACUCCAUCGCUCAGUCAACAGCCAUGACUCCAUCGGUUGGUGUCGAUAUUGGAAGCCCGACCCUUAGAAAUGGUUUCGAUAGUGCUUUUGUAUCGUCUCUAGUUCCCACGGUACAUGUUGCUCCCCUUCGCACACCAGAUACAAAAACUUCUGCUACUACAUCUAUUGUACCGACAUCCAACUUGCAAAGCAAAUCCACUUCCCAGCUUUCAUCUUCAAGCGAAAGAACUCAAUCAACGAUCAUGAGCCAGGGGAAUCCCACUCUCACAGCACCAGUCGUAGCAGCAUCCGCGUCCUCAUUACCUCUUUUACCACCAGCUACUGUUCAGAAUACGCAAACUGCCAUACAAUUUGAAGCAAGUCAAACUUCUAAACCAUUCACCACCAGCCAAAAUGCAUUGGCGGACGUGGCAGCUGUAUUUGGAGCAAAAUUUGAACAGGUAGCUUCAACUCUUGUUACUAUUCCUGUAGCAGAUACAAAUACACAAGGGCCCACAAUUACAUCCCCUGUUUCUGUGCUCGAUAUACUUCCUGCAACACCACUGAUGUUCAAAACUUUGGAAAGCUCUAAUUUUCAUAGUGUAGCGUCAAUGCUGGAAGUCAAGUAUGCAACCGUAUCAACCGAGCCACUAGGUGGUUGAAUUCAAACGGAAUACGAUCGAAAGUUUUGAUGUUGUAACGAGAUUCUAUGGUGGAGAUUUUAUGUGAUUCGAGGAUAUUGGAAUGUACUGAAGGGGAGAAUUGUAGUUUAUGGAAGUUUUGGGAGGUAGUAGUAUUUGCACAACCAAUUUUGAACCUGUUACCUGUCAUUAGACAUAGAAGUUGCUUCUCACUGUAAUUAGAAUUAUAGUUGUCAAAUAAACAUAUUAUCUGAAUGAAAAACUGCAUGCCCGUUGUGAUCUGCAGCAGCUUGUCGAUGUUCGAUUUAAUAUUUGUGAGACGUUAACAUUUCUUCACGACUUUAAAGUGCUUUUACAUACUAAUCUUCUUCCAGUUCAGUCUUUCCGUUUUCUCUGGUAUCUGCAUCGUCAUUUCGGCAGAGUAGUCCAGGUAUUCAACCCCGAAUGAAAAAUAUAUCCAGUCUGGUUUCGGCCGUGGUUACGUAGCUCUAAAAGAGAAGAAAAUUAGCUGACAUUCACAGCUGGCACCGUUUUGGAUAAGGAUUAUUGGGGGAAUCGUACCUGAUUUGUUAACUUACCUGCAGAUGGUUUAUGGCCCCUGGAGUAUAUAUAUGCCUGCUCUAGAUUAGUUUGACCCAUGAUCGUAGGAAAUCCUGCUAGAUGGAGGUCA